Molecule: messenger RNA, 3579 nt
Organism: Monomorium pharaonis (pharaoh ant)
Lineage: Eukaryota; Metazoa; Arthropoda; Insecta; Hymenoptera; Formicidae
Exons: 9
Coding region: 1-3579 (1192 amino acids)
Biological process (GO): DNA replication
Molecular function (GO): DNA binding; nucleotide binding; DNA-directed DNA polymerase activity
Source: RefSeq, a predicted model, not a curated record
AUGGGCUUACAGGGUGAGAGACCAGUAGCACAAGUAAACCCUUUUCGUACGCAGUACGGCCGCCUAAGCUUAAGGCGGCGGCGCGAGGCAGAGGUGGCUGAGGAGACUGUACCUGCACGGAGACGUCGAAUCGGAGAAGCUCCUGUUGCUAUUGUAGCACCAGCAGUAGCAGCAGCAGCACUACCACUACCACCUCCACCACCAUCACUACCAUCUCGCGUCAUUCCCGUUGUGGAUUUAGUGUCUGUACGCCAAGAAGAAAGAGAAAACGGUUGGAUGGAAGAGGAUAGAGUGUUAGCAGAGUGGGAGGAAGGGGAGAUAGAAAGAAAUUUUGAAGAAAGAGAAAACGGCUGGAUGGAAGAGGAUUCGAUGGAUAGAGCGUUGGCAGAGUGGGAGGAAGGGGUGCUGGAAAGAAAUUUUGAAGAGAGAGAUAAUGAACGGGAGAUGGAAGAAGAAGAAGAAGAAGAAGUAAAAAUAAUAUGCUAUUUGUUAGUAGGAGAAAUCGAGACUAUGAACGUUUCCUCCAUUGAAGAAGAAAGCGAACAUGGAGGGGAGGAAGAGAGAGAAAGUGCAAUAGAAGAGGAUGAAGGAACGCAAGAGAGAGAGGAGGAGGAGAAAGAGGAGGAGAGAGGAGACGCUACUGUAACGCCUUCAGUCCAAACUGGCGGUGGUGUUGUGCGAACUGUCGACGAAGACGAGGCCACGUUAAGUGGUAAUGAAGCAGAGGAAGGGGUGAAUGAAAAUUCCGGCGUUAUCCUCGUGCAGCCGUCGCAACAGCAACAAGAACAGCAGCAUCAACAUCGUCGACAAUCGCAGAAUAGUGAACUUAAAUGCGGGAAAUGUAAACGCAGCUUUUUCGGGCAAGCGUGUUAUAAUCGUCAUCGCGAAGUCAACUCAUAUGACAGCAAAUCGCACGCAUCCGUUUGCGAUUCUGUUAAAGUUUGCGACGGAUGUGGGCGAUUUGUCAAAUCGGGAACGGAACAUAAAUGCGACGAGACGUAUUGCAAGACGUGCCGCUCGCUCCAUCCGUCGAAUCAUCAAUGUUACAUGCAACCUCUUCGCCGCAAAACUGUAAUCAAAGAUCCUGGCGAGGGUACGAGUACGGGUAAACGGGUAGAGGUUGUGCGUAACAAAGAUAACGACGAAUUGACGAACAGUCAUAGCAAAGGUCUCGUCGCGUUUGUGUUUUAUGACUUUGAAACACGUCAAGACGAGCUGCUACAAGGUAGUGAAGACACCUAUCAUCACGUACCAACUCUCUGCGUCGCGCAUCAAGUUUGCGAAGCAUGCUCCGCGCUAGAGGAAGACGCGACGCGCUGUCGUUGGUGUGGGAUACGCGAAUUUGUGUUUCGAGAUGAUCCUGUGAAACAAUUCGUUGAUUUCGUAACUCGAUUGACGAAAUGUUUCAAAAAGAUCAUCUGUAUCGCGCAUAACGCGAAAGCAUUUCAUAUUAAAGACGCGCAAUUCAUAUUAAAAUAUUUAGUAGAAAAGACGGAAAUGACAGAAAAACCCGAGUUAAUUUUGAACGGGACAAAAAUAAUCGCGAUAACGCUUGGGCAUGUUAAAUUUAUAGACAGCGUAAAUUACAUGCCCAUGCGUUUAUCCGAAUUACCCAAGGCUUUCGGGCUGAGGGAUACGUCGGAUAAAGGUGUAUUUCCUCAUCUUUUCAAUACGAUCGAAAACCAGACGUAUGUCGGACCUUUACCCGACAUUCAAUAUUUUUGUCCCGAUCAAAUGAAACCGGAAGAACGCGAACAAUUUUUAGCUUGGCACUCAAAGUUGUCUAACGAAGGUUACAUCUUUGAUUUCCAACGCGAAAUUGUUCGCUACUGCCGUAACGACGUCGUCAUUCUUCGGCGCGCGUGUAUGGAAUUCAGAAAAAUCUUUCUGGAGCGCGGUGACGUGUGUCCCUUCGAGGAAUGCACGACUAUCGCAUCAACGUGUAUGAAAGUUUUUCGUAAAAACUUUCUACGCAGUGAUGAAAUAGGCGUGAUUCCGUCGAAGGGAUACAGAAAUGCAGACAAGCAAUCGCAGAAAGCUCUGCGCUGGCUUGUGUGGAUGGAGCGCGAACUCGGUCAUCCGGUCAUUCACGCUGGUCGAGGACGCGAGCACGUAAUUGCAGGCGCGACUGUUGACGGGUAUUACGAGACGGAGACUGCUAACGAGACACGACGUUACGUUUUACAAUUCCACGGUUGUUUUUGGCACGGGUGCCCAAGUUGCUUUCGCGUUAAUCGUGAUCGUACACUUUUAUCCGCGAAUCCCGAAGACACCAUCGACACGCGUUACGAGCGAACUCUCGCGCGGACAUGGCGUCUUCAAAGACUAGAAUAUUGCGUGACCGAAAAGUGGGAGUGCGACUUUGAUCGAGAAGUGCGAGAAAAUCGGGAAAUGCAUACUUAUUUUGAAAAUCACGCGUUAUUGAAACUCGCACCUCUCAAUCCACGCGAGGCAUUUUACGGCGGACGUACUGAGAACAUCGCAAUCCACUACGAAGUUAAGGGUACAGAGAAAAUGCGUUAUGUCGACAUUGGUGAAGAAUGCGGUAGAUUAAUCGGGACAGCACCGAAUUUUAAUUUUGAUAACGUAGAGGGUCUUGUCCGCUGUAAAGUACUCCCACCGCGCGAUCUAUAUCAUCCGGUGCUCCCCUAUCGCGUUAACGGGAAAUUAAUAUUCGGACUAUGCCGUAGUUGCUGCGAAACCUUCUCGACGUUACCCUGUACUCACGAUUCUCCCUCCGAUCGUGAAUUCGAGGGUACAUGGGUGUCCUGCGAAUUGCGCAAGGCUGUCGAGAAGGGUUAUUUCGUCACGGAAGUGAGCGAAAUUUGGCAAUAUAAUGUCACGAGAUACGACCCCGGUACUCGGCAGGGUGGCUUGUUUGCCGAAUACAUAAAUACUUUCCUGCAAUUAAAGCAAGAAGCCAGCGGGUGGCCGAGCGAAUGCCAGGACGACGAGGCUAAAGAACGUUACCUUCGGGAGUACGAGAAAACCGAAGGUAUCGUUCUUGAAAAAAAUAAUAUCGCACGAAAUUCUGGCAUUCGUUCGGUCGCUAAGCUGUGCUUAAAUUCCUUUUGGGGAAAAUUCGAUCAACGAGCUAAUCUGCCUAAGACCGAGAUCGUGAAAACGUUUCAUCAUUUUGCCACUUUGCUCACGAGUCCUGAACACGAAAUAACCGGUAUAUUACCCGUCAACGACGAGGUAAUGUACGUUUCGUGGCGGCUACGCGAGGAAGCGGUCGUAGCCUCGCCGAUAACAAACGUCGUUAUCGCUGCCUAUACGACGGCACAGGCGAGGCUUGUAUUAUAUAGUUACUUAGAAAAAUUAGAUAAAAGAGCUUUAUAUUGCGAUACAGACUGGUGUAUUUACUUAAGUUCUGGUGUUCCGAACGAGUACGAACCGCGUACGGGUAACUUUUUAGGUGACAUGACGGACGAACUCGAAAGCUAUGGCAGCGGUAGCUUUAUCGAGUCGUUCGUAUCAGGAGGACCGAAAUUUUAUGCGUAUGUGGUUCGUACGCCGCAAGGAAACACCCACGAGAAGAAGAGGAAGAAGAGACAACGGGAAGGGAUGGCGUGGUAA